UAAAUUUACGACCAUAAUUCCUGUCUCGAGAAGGCUCUUUGAAUUCUCGGAUUUCUCUUCUGACCAAGGAACAAUGCGACGCUCUGCAGCUCCCUCAACAAAUCCUGCUGCCAAGAAGCUACGAUUCCAGCCUCCAUUUGCAACCCAAACCAACCCCAUACCUCUCACAUCAAGCAACAAAACUAACCAGCAGGUUCAAGCCCUACAAGUCAAAGAUGAAUCCUCUUCAAGGAACGCUCUUCGCUCUUUGCUCCAGGCCAUUCGAGACCCUAGCAUCAAAGAGUGUACAAAUCCUCUCCCCAGUAACAAAGUAUCUGAAGACGAAGACCAAAUGUAUACUGUACCAAAUUUCAAUACAACGACGGUAGCCACAAAACAAGUUAAUGUUUCUAAUGAACACGUUUCUCUAUCGAGAGGAAUACCUUCCAUCAGCACUCCAGAAUGUAGCUCAGGGACUGGUGGAUAUGAGGGUCCAUGCAAACUGGAGCAAAGGACAGACUCUGCGGAUACUGGGAAUGCUAAUGAAGAAUCGAGUGGUGCAACCAAGUACUACAGUGUCAUGUGGUGUAAGAUGUCCAAGAAGAAACACAAGAGAUGGGAGGAAGAUGCUGUCCUGAUUGUCCACAAGACCAAAGUGACCAUCAAGGAUAUGGAGGGAAAACAUAUUGGUGGUGCGAGUGGGUACAGAUCGAGUGAGGUGACUGGACUGACGGAGGGGAGCACUCUCGCUGUGGGGGGCAAGGAAGUCGAGAUUAUGAGUGAGAUCAGUGCUGAGCAAUGGAGUAGUGGAAGGUGCUUCACUGGAGCCAGUGCUGGGACCACCUCCAUAACUAGCCCUGUUAUAGGUGCUCCUAACAAGAAGUAUGUGAAUCCAUCUCUCAAUGGCGCUGCUCCCUUCAAGGGAAAGUCAAAGGUAAUGCAGCCUCUGUUUGAUCCCACUAUUCCUGACGCCCUCGUCAUGCCCCGACCACAUGCCCUACAUCAGAUGUCUCACAAUCGUGAUGCUGCCCAAUUGGUGGAUGUGGUGUUGGACUCUCGUCUCUCCUACCACCUGCGGCCACACCAGAGAGAGGGGGUGCUCUUCCUCUACGAGUGCGUCAUGGGACUCAGAGAUUUCAACGGACAAGGGGCCAUUUUAGCAGAUGAGAUGGGUCUUGGCAAGACGCUCCAGUGCAUCUCCCUCCUCUGGACAUUGCUGAAGCAAGGGCCGUACGGACGAGUCCCAGUGGUCAAGAAGGUUCUCAUUAUCACACCCGGUAGUCUAGUCAAGAAUUGGGAGACAGAGUUUCGCAAAUGGCUUGGCCCAGAGAGGUUGAGAGUGUUUGCAGUGUCUACCGAGAACAGAGCCGUGGAAUUCCUCAAGACUCAGUUGUACCCUGUGCUCAUCAUCAGCUAUGAAAUGUUCAUCAGAUCACAAGAGCUCCUCUCCAAAGUCAAGUUUGACAUUGUUGUGUGCGAUGAAGGACAUCGACUAAAGAAUAGCAACUCAAAAACUACACUAAUGCUCAUGGGUCUACCAGUUCGCAGAAGGAUUGUUCUAACAGGCACUCCAAUACAGAACGACCUGCAAGAGUUCUAUUCUAUAGUGGAGUUCUGUAAUCCAGGAGUACUAGGCAGCUAUGGUGCAUUCCAGAAGGUGUACGAGCAGCCAAUCGUCCGCUCCCAACAGCCCGAGGCCACACCCCCUGAGAGGGAGGUGGGGGAAAUGAGAGCAAAAGAGCUGAGAAGACUCACCUCAUUGUUCUGUAUCCGGAGGACCCAGGAAGUCAAUAAGAGAUAUCUACCUCCAAAAGUUGAGAGUGUAGUUUUUUGCCAGAUGAGUCCACUCCAGCUCUCCGUCUAUCGUCAGCUCCUCAGCUCAAAGCUGAUUGGUUCGUGUCUCCGCCGGGAGUGUGACUCCUCCCCCCACCUGCAGUGUAUAAGUGCGCUGAGGAAGGUGGCCAAUAGUCCCGGGCUAGUGGUGUCGGCAGCUAGGGGCGUGGCACUAACGGAGGAACAGCUGGAGGGGACGAAUAUGGACCAAUCUGAGAUUGACAGCUCUUUGUAUCACGGUGUGUUGGAGCUGCUGCCAGACAUCUCGUCUGAUAUCGAGCACUCUGGGAAACUACUGGUCCUCUUUGAAAUGCUUCAGCAACUUCACUCCUCCUCUCGAGAGAAGAUUGUCGUUGUCUCCAACUUCACACAGAUGCUCAAUAUUAUCCAGUCCCAUUGUGAGGGGUGUGGCUACAAGUUCCUCCGUCUGGAUGGCUCCACCCCCUCCAGCAAGAGGCAGGCUCUCAUAGAGAGAUUCAAUAACAAGCAUUCACCAGAAACUGUGUUCCUGCUCAGCUCCAAGGCGGGAGGGGUGGGGCUUAACCUCAUCGGAGCCUCCAGGCUUAUCCUGUACGACGUGGACUGGAACCCCGCUAAUGACCUACAAGCCAUGGCACGAGUAUGGAGGGACGGUCAAGAGAGGAGGGUUCACAUCUACCGACUACUGGCCACUGGCACCAUUGAGGAGAAGAUCUACCAGCGCCAGAUCAGUAAGCAGGGACUUAACUCAGUGGUGGACUUCAACAAAAGUGAGGCUGGUGAUACGUGUAGCAGCUCCUCUGCCAAGUUCUCUCUGGAGGAGCUCAAAGACUUGUUCACACUUCGAGAGACUACACUCUGCGAUACUCACGACCUACUCGAGUGCACCUGCACAGAGCAGAGCAGUGAGGAGGAUGACACCACUACUGCCGUCAUGGAUACAAGAACUGGGGGCUCAAAGAAUCCUUUGGUGACUGAGCUGCUCAAGUGGAAGCAUUUCCAAACACCCAUUGACCAAACUUCUCUGUGUGACGACCUUCUCCUUCAAGCAGCUAGCAACAUAACAUUUGUCUUUCAGACUGAAACCUCGUUGUAAAAUAUUAAACCAACCAUACAUACAUCGCUCGAAUUCAGACUCUGGCACUCUUCAUUUAUUCAUCAGACUACUUGUACGUUGGCCAAAAAUCAACUUAUUUUGAGUAUUGUUG
Molecule: messenger RNA, 2999 nt
Organism: Halichondria panicea
Lineage: Eukaryota; Metazoa; Porifera; Demospongiae; Suberitida; Halichondriidae
Product: DNA repair and recombination protein RAD54B-like
Exons: 24
Coding region: 74-2887 (937 amino acids)
Biological process (GO): reciprocal meiotic recombination; double-strand break repair via homologous recombination
Cellular component (GO): nucleus
Molecular function (GO): DNA translocase activity; ATP binding; ATP-dependent chromatin remodeler activity
Source: RefSeq, a predicted model, not a curated record